Molecule: messenger RNA, 1556 nt
Organism: Alligator sinensis (Chinese alligator)
Lineage: Eukaryota; Metazoa; Chordata; Crocodylia; Alligatoridae
Gene: CUNH19orf38
Product: chromosome unknown C19orf38 homolog
Exons: 8
Coding region: 167-868 (233 amino acids)
Source: RefSeq, a predicted model, not a curated record
GGUGCUAGGAUGGGCAAUGAAUAGCAGAUGGAUCACUUUAGGGACCGUCUGCAACUUCCUUCCGCAAUGAUGAAACUGGCUUGGGCAAAGCCUUCUUCUGCUUUAUCUUGGCGGUUUCCUCUGUACAUGCCCAGGUCCUGCCCUAUCUGCCUUCCAGUGCUCCAGAAUGCCCAGCAGAAAGGCCAGCCUGAGGUUCCUCUUCCUUGUUGCUGGGUCCCUGGCAGCCUUGUCCCGUGCUCCCAUGCCACUUGCCUACCUGGCCACAGCUGCAGAAGACAUCCGGACAGGAGACUCCAUCAGCAUCUGCUGCACUGCACCCAGCACCUACCUGGGCUCCUGGUUUGACUUGCUGAGGACUGACGUGGCUGAGCCCCUGCAGAGCCAACAAGCUCCCCAUAACCAGCACAAUGUCACCUUCAUGCUGGGGAGUGUCACCGCGGGGGAUUCUGGGCACUACUAUUGCCGGUACCACUACGUCAAUGGGACUGCCCUGGUGACCUCAAACCCCAGUAACAUGGUGGAAAUCCUGGUGCCAGGUCCUGGUUGGUUUCUCCCCAUGGCCCUGAGCGUGGCUGGUGCAGUGCUUCUAGCCCUGGUCCUCCUAGCUGUUGUGGUCACCAAGCAAGUUAAGGCCAGAAGACAGCAGAUAAGAAGGGAUCAGGACUCAUGCUGGACAGAGACCGGGUUCCCCACCACAGAGCUGUCGUUUGACAAUGGUGUGUUUGUGGGCCCAGUGAAAUCAGACAGGGAAGCCAUGGGCAGUCCAGGGACCUGCCUCCCCCCCGGGCCACAGAAGAGGCUGACUUCUGCCACCUCCACCAGCUCCCAGGAGAUGCCUGAGUUCAGCACCUUCAAGGCUUUGGAGUGAUGGGUCCAGUUCCCUUCUCUUAGUGGGGGACGGCCCCGCCCCCAGCCUCACUCAGCUGCCCCCGAGAAGCUCAGUAUCUUCCCAAGUCAGACACGAGCUGGAGUGUUCCCCUGCGGGCGAGGCAUCAGCACAGGUGCUAGCCCCUCUGCCUCUUGGCCUUGCCCUCCCAUGACUGCAGGGACUGGGGACAGAGAUUUGCUCACCAAGUGCCCGUGAGCUGAGAUACCUGAGAGGCCCAGAGAUGAAGUCCUAAAACCGACAUUCCCCCCCAGCCCCACACUCACCCCGUCCUCGGCUCCCUUGGCCACAGACCAGCCCAGCUGCCAGCAGCUCACACAUUUGCUUCUGGCCGCCUUAGGAAAAGAGCUCGCUUCAGUAAGUAGCCCUGGGAGCCGGGACUCCUGGGUCCUCUCCCCAGCUUUGCCACUAACUGCUGAUGUUAGGAAAGCCCCCCCGCAUCAGUGCCUCAAGUUUCCCUGGCCAUAAGAGAGGGACAUGAUAACUGAUGGCCCACAUGUGCUUGAUGGGGGCUGGGCCAUGGGAAGAUGCAACACGCUGAGCAUGAUGGUCCCCCAUUUCCUGUGUCAGUCUCUAAGGUCAUUUUGUGACUCAAUAAAGAUGGAAGUUUUGGGUGCGGAGGGGCCUCUGACCGGGGCUGUCUCCCUGUCUGGGAACCUGGAUGAGAGCA